AGAUCCGGGCGGCCGAGACGAAGGAUGACUUCCCAACGAAACACAGCUGGAACUCCUAUUUCAGGGAUGCGAAACACAUGAACGAGUUGAAGGCCGGCGAGAGACCGGACACUAUCCACAUUACCGGUCUGCCAGUUAAAUGGUUCUCCGAGGAUAACGCAAGCGUACCGAGUGAGUCGCUAGUCACGAAGAUCUUUCAGAAAUGGGGCACGUUGAGGAGACUCGACGUGCCUGCCGCGGAUCGCUACAGAUCCAGAAUGCGGCUCGGUAAUAACAUUCAUAAGUUCAGUUACGAGGACGGCUUAUUUUUCGACGUGUACAUACAGUAUGUCGAAUAUAUGGAUUUUGUCAGAGCGAUGGACGCUCUGCGUGGUAUGAAACUGUUGAAGAAAGACGGCCAGAAUUCGUUGACGGCGACAAUAAAGGUUGAUUUUGACAAGACCAAACACAUGAGCGACAGUUCGGUAUCGCAUCGGGAAUUCGAGAGAAGGCGUUUAAUAGCGCAGGACAAUUUAGCGGCGGAGAAAAUUCGAAAAAGAGAAGAAGCAGAAAAGAAACGGCAAGAGGAAUUGAAAAAAAAGGAGGAAGCAGAUUCACUAGCAAAAGUAGAUCGACAACGAACGCGGGAAGAGAAACGAAAACGAAAGGCUCUCACGAAGUUUCGUAAGCAAGAAGAGGACAAGGUUUCAAUGAAGAUCGCUAGGGAAGAACAUAAGUUGAUAAAAGCUCAACGGCAGUUGGAAAGCAUACGAUUAUUAGAUGAACUGUUUGACAGAAUAAAGACGAAAGUGGAGAAGAAAGAGAUUAAGCUGGAUCAAAACAUCGCAAAAAAGAACGAAACAAAAAAUGAUCAAACAAGUGAAAAUGCUAAGAAAGUAGAUUCGGAAAAUGACAAAAAAAAUAAGGACAAGAAGAAGAAAACAAAGAAAGAUAAAAAGAAAAAGAAAAAGCAGAAGAAAACGCAGAAAAAACGGAAAAAAGGUGAUAAUUCCGGCUCAGGUAGCACAACCGAGGAAGAAUCAGAUAAAGAGACAAAUAAGAAAAAACUGAAGAGUGUCUUGAUAAAAAACGACGGUGCGACUUCGUCUAAAGAUGCUGUGCCAGCAAAUCUUCCUUAUGACUAUUCUGAUUCGAUAUCGAUGGACAGGAUACCAAUGUUGCCGUCAAUGGCGCCAUUCCAUACGUUGAGAAUGCCGAGGUAUGCGAGAUCACAGAUGAUGCGGUCGCCAAUGUCGGGAUAUUCGAUGUCGAUCCAUCAGCCCAUGUUACCUAUGGGUAGAGGUCGGGGACGAUACGAAAUGAACUAUGCGUUGGCAAAUCCUUAUUUAUAUAAUGGACAAUACUACGAGUAUUUUACACAUCUGGUCGAGCGGGACUCGAAGCAAAAAUCGAGGAUGCGUAACCGUAAUCGAAAACCGAUAAAUAGAUCUAUCUCAAGAACGAGGACCAAGUCAAAAUCCAGGAGCGUCUCCAGAUCGCGUAGUAGAAGACGCAGCGAUUCGCGCUCCAAGAGAAGGUCGAAAUCCAGAUCACGAUCGCACAGAUCGAGAUCGCGAUCGCGCAGAUCGAGAUCACGAUCACGCAGAUCGAGAUCACGAUCGCGCAGAUCGAGAUCGCGAUCGCAUCGUUCGAAAUCGCGCUCUAGAUCGCGCAACCGCCGGAAAUCGGCAAGUAGAUCGGUCUCGAAGAGGAGAACGAGAACAAGAACAAGAUCGAACUCUAAAACAAAGCGCAAGAAAUCAUCUAGAUCAAAGUCCAACUCCAGAACGCGUCGUUCUAGAUCCAAACGAAAAUCGCGAUCCAGAAGUCGCUCCAAGUCCCGCAACAAGAAUCGUUAUAGGAGCAAGCGUGGCGAGAGAUCGUCUUCCGUCAAAGUUACGCGGGCGAAAUCACGACCCACGUCACCCAGACGCAGAUCACGCAGUAGUUCUUGGUCUAUGCCAAAGUCGCCAGGUCGUAGAAGUUGCUCGUGGUCGAGAACUGCAACCGAAAAUAAUAUUAACGAGCAAGACGUGAGCAAGGAACCUGAAAAACCUGUUCAAGAAGAAGCAACAAAGGAAACGGAAAAAGAAGAAACGCAAAAGGAAGCGAAUUGAUAGGACUUAGCAUGAUUUUGUUGAAAUAUGUCAAGAAGAAAUUUUUUAAAGAUACUGCUAUAUAGGAAAUGAUCAAAUACAAACUUUUAGUAUGUUGCAAUAAUGCGAAUAUAUCUCUAAAUUCAUUGAGUGUAGAUAGAACUUCCUUCUUGUACAAAACAUGUAAAUAAUUACGUUGUAACGCAGUCUUUUCUGUAUAUUUUUAUAUUUGAACUAACUUUUGAACAAAUUUUUUAUUCUAUACAUUUACUUAGACGACAGCAUUAAUUUGAAUGAAAACAAAAUUUCGAUGAUUUAAUCAAUGUAAACUGAAAUAAUCAAUAGUGACAUAUUAAAAUAUGUAAAAAGUAUCUUCUGAUGAAAAAAAAGUUCUGUUUAUUACUUAUCGCAUUGCGAUAAAAUUCAAAGAUUUUUUAAAAAUACUUUGGAACAGAAAAACAAACGGAUAUACUCAUUAUGUAAUUGUUUCAAAUAUUUUAGUUAUCUUUAUAUAUAUGGUACAAGGUAAUUCUAGUAACUAACUAGAUUAGUAAAAUGCAAUUGCAUUUUUUUUAAAUGGAAUUAUAUACUUUUUUUAACAUAAAUAGAUUUUUUUCAUUAUUCUGUAUAAUAGAAUUAGGAAUCGGAAAGUCAAUACUUUGCUGGAUAUUACACAUUUUGUCAAAAUUAUUACAUCAAAUACACUACCAUGACAUUCUAAAUAUCUUCCAACAAAUUUUUUUA
This is a messenger RNA of Temnothorax curvispinosus, 2819 nucleotides long. Its product is annotated as serine/arginine repetitive matrix protein 2-like. NCBI's taxonomy places the organism in Eukaryota, Metazoa, Arthropoda, Insecta, Hymenoptera, Formicidae. The transcript has 6 exons. The record is from RefSeq and is a predicted model, not a curated record. The coding region runs from base 78 to 2096 and encodes 672 amino acids.